Prunus armeniaca (apricot) is the source of this 558-nucleotide messenger RNA. The record is from the annotation of a GenBank genome assembly. NCBI's taxonomy places the organism in Eukaryota, Viridiplantae, Streptophyta, Magnoliopsida, Rosales, Rosaceae.
AUGUCCACCAACAAGGGGAAAGAUGUAGCAGAAGGAUCGUCGUCUGCUUCUGCUGCUGCUGCUGCUGAUCAGCAACAGUUGAAGCAGGCGCAGCCGGCUCAACUGAGCCGGUACGAGUCACAGAAGAGGAGAGAUUGGAACACUUUUGGGCAGUACUUGAGGAACCAGAGGCCUCCAGUUGCUCUUUCACAGAGUAACUCAAACCAUGUCCUGGAUUUCCUUCGGUACUUGGACCAAUUCGGAAAGACCAAGGUGCACUUACAAGGGUGCGUGUUUUUUGGGCAGCCAGAGCCUCCUGGCCCUUGCACUUGUCCACUUAGGCAAGCUUGGGGGAGCCUUGAUGCACUGAUCGGACGGCUGAGAGCUGCUUAUGAAGAGAAUGGUGGUUUGCCAGAAACAAACCCAUUUGCAAGUGGUGCUAUAAGAGUGUAUCUGCGUGAAGUCAGGGAUUCUCAAGCCAAGGCUCGGGGAAUUCCGUACAAGAAGAAGAAAAAGAAGAGGAAUCUAUUGAAGGCCAAUCUCGACCACAAUCCCAACUUCACCAUGCACCAAUCUUGA